AUGUCAACUCCAUCAGUACAAACUUUUGGUAAAAAGAGAACCGCCACCGCCGUUGCACACGUCAAGGCUGGUAAGGGUUUAAUCAAAGUCAACGGUGCUCCAAUUACUGUUGUUGAACCAGAAAUCUUACGUUUCAAAGUUUACGAACCAUUAGUCUUAGUCGGAUUAGACAAGUUUCAAAACAUUGACAUCAGAAUCAAAGUCUCUGGAGGUGGUCAUGUCUCCCAAGUUUACGCUAUUAGACAAGCUAUUGCUAAGGGAUUGAUUGCAUACCAUCAAAAAUUUGUUGAUGAAGCUUCCAAGAACGAAUUAAAGAAAGUCUUCGCUUCCUACGAUAAGACCUUGUUAGUUGCCGACUCCAGAAGAAUGGAACCAAAGAAGUUCGGUGGUCGUGGUGCAAGAGCAAGAUUCCAAAAAUCUUACCGUUAA
This is a messenger RNA of Priceomyces carsonii, 429 nucleotides long. It is a transcript of the gene RPS16A, whose product is annotated as 40S ribosomal protein uS9. The transcript is spliced from 2 exons. Lineage: Eukaryota; Fungi; Ascomycota; Pichiomycetes; Serinales; Debaryomycetaceae. Gene Ontology annotation, cellular component: ribosome; cytosolic small ribosomal subunit. The record is from RefSeq and is a predicted model, not a curated record. Gene Ontology annotation, molecular function: RNA binding; structural constituent of ribosome. The coding region runs from base 1 to 429 and encodes 142 amino acids. Gene Ontology annotation, biological process: maturation of SSU-rRNA from tricistronic rRNA transcript (SSU-rRNA, 5.8S rRNA, LSU-rRNA); translation.